ACUCCCCACACCACCAUGCAACCGGCCCCUUCAAAAGCUCUGCCCUCCACGCACACGCACGCAACCGCCUAUAGACCUCACGCGUCCGGCACCAUGCCGUCGUCCUCCUCCUCCUCCUCCUCGUCUUCUGCCGCGCCCCCCGGCCGCGCCAUGCCCGCGGACGCCACGGCCGGCGGCUGCCUCCCCGCCGACCAGUCCUGCUUCGCGCUCACGGCGGCGGGGCCGCCCUACCCGUCGCGCCGCGCCGCGCGCGCCGCCUGCUGCACCACCACCUCCUACAUCGUCGUCCUCAGCAUUAGCUUCGGCUCCCUCCUCGCCAUCCUGCUCGUCCUCUGCGUCAUCCGGUGGUACCUCGUGCACCGCUCCGCGCGCCGGCACGAGGCCGCGGCCGCGGCGGACGACGCGGCGGCGCCCAAGAAACGGCCCGCGGGCCUCGACGCGGACGCCAUCGCCGCGCUGCCGGAGUUCCUGUACCAGAACGAAGACGGCGAGGAGGAGGCGGAGUGCGCGGUGUGCCUGGCCGUGAUGGUGGAAGGGGAGGACGCGCGGCGGCUGCCCAGGUGCAUGCACGUCUUCCACCGGGGCUGCGUCGACGUCUGGCUCAGGGAGCACUCCACGUGCCCGGUAUGCCGAGCUGAGGUGGUCGUCAGGCCGGCCGCAGAGGAGCAAGCCGGGAAGGAGCAUGUGGGCAGCACGUCACGGGCUGUUGCGUCACCGACGCCGGCGCCGCCACCGCAGGAGCGGGUGCUGGACGGCGGGGAGAGGGACCUGGAGGCGCAGUAGUAUGUGCUCGGGCCGAUAAUACAAUUCAAAUUACAGGAGAGGGAUGAGUAUGGCCUUAGCGCUUUGGUGAAAACACAACUACACAACUGAACAUGCAAGCCUUGAGUUUGAUGCGCGCCUCUAGCGUUGUCCAGAAAACAUGGUGCAAAAUAGAAAAGAUAUAUCAGAACAUCCAAUCAUGUAGUCUGGAAACAGAUUUUUGUAUGCACCCACUUGAAAAU
Molecule: messenger RNA, 1004 nt
Organism: Lolium perenne
Lineage: Eukaryota; Viridiplantae; Streptophyta; Magnoliopsida; Poales; Poaceae
Source: RefSeq, a predicted model, not a curated record